UAGUCAACGUUAGUAGCGUGAGUAGAUACAGCAAGUUAAAACAGCGCAUCACAAUGAGGAUGUUGAUAGGGGCCAUACUAUUCGUGUUAUUGAAUGUCAUCACAGUUGAAGCUAGAAAAGAUUGGUGUGAAGGAAAACGAGACAUUGUUUUCCUCUUAGAUAUGUCGGGAAGUGUUGGCAGAAGCAAUUUUCAAACAAUGUUGAAUACUGUUGCCAGCAUUACAGAUAAUUUUUACAUUGGACCUUAUAACACUCAAAUUGGAGUAGAUGUGUUUUCAACGUCUGUCAAAACCUCAAUAAAGUUGAAGGACUAUAACAACAGAUACUAUCUUAAACGUGCCAUAAAAAAAAUUAAGUAUGAAGGAGGUUUGACAAAUACAUACCAUGGACUGAAUCAUAUGCGAUAUAACAGCUUCUCAUAUGGAUAUGGACAUAGAUAUAACGUACCACGAAUUGCCAUUGUCCUUACUGACGGGAAAUCUCAGCAUAAAAGUCAAACCUUGAACGCAGCUACGAGCUUAAAGAAUACUGGCGUCAAAAUAUUUGCUGUGGGGAUAGGCAGUGGUGUUGACUGGAGUGAAGUUCACGGUAUAGCAUCUUCUAGUCGGAAAAGAGUUGUUAAGAGAGGAUGGUCUGUACGGGUGAGGCGUUUUCGAAAAUUAUCCAAACCUUCCUUCAAACAUCGAAUUACGGACGUUGCUUGUAGUGUUGGUUCCGUGAUCAAGCCGCAUGAUAGAUUUGAUGGACUCAUAGAAAAUUAAAUUAAAAAAAGAUCACAUGUAUCAGCUUCUGUACGACGAGACAAACUGUGUUUCUGAUAUCAAAUACAAUUUGCAACAUUUUUACAGACUUGUGAUUCUUAAUAAAA
Molecule: messenger RNA, 868 nt
Organism: Mytilus trossulus (common blue mussel)
Lineage: Eukaryota; Metazoa; Mollusca; Bivalvia; Mytilida; Mytilidae
Product: collagen alpha-1(XXI) chain-like
Exons: 6
Coding region: 54-761 (235 amino acids)
Source: RefSeq, a predicted model, not a curated record